CCGGCCUUCACUUUGCGCACGCGCCUUUUGAGAUAACUGCCGACCGAGUUGGUGGUGUGUUUCCCGCCAGGCCAGGGGAGGCGUGACGCCAGGCGCAGCUUGAUGACGACAUUUCGGUGCCGGGUAGCCGAAUGGCGGUCUUCGUCCCUUAGGCGAGUGACUUCAUGGGUCCCACAGUGGUUUCCUAAGACGGCCGUUGUCAGCGGCCCCCAGGAGGCUGCUAUGGCGUUCCCUCACCUGCAGCAGCCCAGCUUUCUGCUGGCUAGCCUGAAAGCUGACUCUGUAAAUAAGCCCUUUGCACAGCGGUGCCAAGACUUGGUUAAAGUCAUCGAGGAUUUUCCAGCAAAGGAGCUGCACGCCAUCUUCCCAUGGCUGGUGGAGAGCAUUUUUGGCAGUCUGGACGGUGUCCUUGUUGGCUGGAACCUCCGCUACUUACAGGGACGCAUGAGUCCUGUGGAAUACAGCAUUGCGAUGGAAUUUCUAGACCCUGGUGGCCCAAUGAUGAAGUUGGUUUAUAAGCUUCAGGCCGAAGAUUAUAAGUUUGACUUUCCUGUCUCCUACCUGCCCGGCCCUGUGAAGGCGUCCAUCCAGGAGCGUGUGCUCCCCGACAGCCCUCUGUACCACAACAAGGUCCAGUUCCCCCCAAUGGGGGGCCUCGGCCUGAACUUGGCCCUCAAUCCGUUCGAGUACUACAUGUUCUUCUUUGCUUUGAGCCUCAUCACUCAAAAGCCACUUCCUGGGGCUCUCCACAUACGAACUUCAGACUGUGCCUAUUUCACCCUCGUGGACAGGUACCUGUCAUGGUUCCUGCCCAUAGAAGGCAGUGUGCUCCCCCCGCUCUCCUCCAGUCCUGGGGGGCCCAGCCCCUCACCAGCUCCCAGGACGCCAGCCAUGCCCUUCGCUUCCUAUGGCCUCCACCACACCAGCCUCCUGAAGCGACACAUCUCUCAUCAGACGUCUGUGAACGCAGACCCUGCCUCCCAUGAGAUCUGGAGGUCUGAAACUCUACUCCAGGUUUUUGUGGAAAUGUGGCUUCAUCAUUAUUCCUUGGAGAUGUACCAAAAAAUGCAGUCCCCUCACGCCAAGCUGGAGGUUCUGCACUACCGACUCAGUGUGUCCAGCGCCCUCCACAGCCCCGCCCAACCCAGCCUCCAGGCCCUGCACGCCUACCAAGAGUCGUUCACGCCCACCGAGGAGCACGUGCUGGUGGUGCGCCUGCUGCUAAAGCAUCUGCACGCCUUUUCCAACAGCCUGAAGCCCGAGCAGGUCUCUCCCUCCGCCCACUCCCACGCCACCAGCCCCCUGGAGGAGUUCAAACGGGCCGCCGUUCCGAGGUUUGUCCAGCAGAAGCUCUACCUCUUCCUGCAGCACUGCUUCGGCCACUGGCCCCUGGAUGCGUCGUUCAGAGCUGUCCUGGAGAUGUGGCUGAGCUACCUGCAGCCCUGGAGGUAUGCACCUGAGAAGCAGGCUCAGACCAGUGACUGCCAGCCCCGCUGUGUGUCGGAGAGAUGGGCGCCCUUUGUGCAGGAGAACCUGCUCAUGUACACCAAGCUCUUUGUGGGCUUCCUGAGCCGCGCACUCCGCACCGACCUGGUCAGCCCCAAGAACGCACUCAUGGUGUUCCGAGUGGCCAAAGUCUUUGCCCAGCCCAACCUGGCUGAAAUGAUCCAGAAAGGGGAGCAGCUCUUCCUGGAGCCCGAACUCGUCAUCCCGCACCGCCAGCACCGACUCUUCACGGCUCCCCCCUUCACCGGCAGCUUCCUGUCCUCGUGGCCGCCGGCCGUCACCGACACCUCCUUCAAGGUGAAGAGCCACGUCUACAGCCUGGAGGGCCAGGACUGCAAGUACACCCCGAUGUUUGGGCCCGAGGUCCGGACGCUGGUCUUGCGCCUGGCUCAGCUCAUCACGCAGGCCAAGCAGACCGCCAAGUCCAUCUCCGACCAGUGCGGGGAGAGCACGCCGGGCCGCCCCUUCCUGUCGUGGCUGGGCUUCUGCUCCACAGACGCCAACGGCUGCUACCCAGCCAACGACCUGGACGAGAUGGGGCAGGACAGUGUCCGCAAGACAGACGAGUACCUAGAGAAGGCCCUGGAGUACCUGUGCCAGGUGUUCCGACUCAGCGAGGCCCAGCUCGCGCAGCUCACGCUCGCCUUGGGGACAACGCGGGACGAGAACGGGAAGAAGCAGCUCCCGGACUGCAUCGUGGGAGAGGACGGGCUCAUCCUCACGCCCCUGGGCCGGUACCAGAUCAUCAAUGGGCUGCGGAGGUUUGACAUCGAGUACCAGGGGGACUUGGAGCUGCAGCCCAUCCGGAGCUACGAGAUCGCCAGCCUGGUCCGCAUGCUCUUCCAGCUGUCGUCCGCCAUCAACCACAGGUUUGCAGGCCGGAUGGCAGCCCUGUGUUCCCGGGCCGACUUCCUCGGCAGCUUUUGCCGCUACCACCUCAUGGAGCCUGGGCUGACGGGCAGGCACCUGCUGAGCCCCGUGGCACGGGGGUCCACAGUCAGCCGUGCCCGGGGCCCGAGGCUCAGCCUGCGCUUCCUGGGCAGCUACCGGACGCUGCUCUCGCUGCUUCUGGCCUUCUUCGUGGCCUCCCUGUUCUGUAUCGGGCCCCUGGCCUGCGCCCUGCUCCUCGUGCUGGGCUAUCUCCUCUACGCUGUGGCCAUGACGCUGCUGACUGAGCGGAGCAAGCUGCACCAGCUCUGACCUCGGCCCGGCGCUGCCCUGGCCCAGCCAGCGAGAGGGGCCACAUGGCCCCCCUCUUGAGCCUGCGGCUACCUCUGAGCGACGGUGCAUUUUCCUGCAGCCACGGAGGCGUGUGUAAGAGAAGCUAAAACAGGAGGCGUGUGGUCCAGGCUUGGCAAGGAAGAGCAUGGCAUCAACGGGCCUGUUAGUCUCACAGGGCAGCCCUGGACCCGGCCGCUUGCUCCUCUCUGCUUCCCUCGGCCCCAGGCUCUGCAGUGACAUGGCUCUUGGGGCCUUUCUCUUCUCUGACCGUCCUGGGUCGAGCUGUGUGAAGCUUGGGAGGCCGUGCUCCCCGGGUGGGGCCUCGCCGUCCGUCAGGUUGGCAGGGUGGUGCGAGUCUCCUCUCCCUGGCGACAGCAGGACAGUAGCUCGGCCUCUGGUUCCAGAGAAGAAUCCAAAACCCUGGAGGUUCCUGAGAAAGUUAGAGGGUGGGUGGUUCUCUGAUUCCUAACCUCCCAUCACAUUUGGCAAAUGAAGGUCAUUCUCCACGCGGUCCCGGCAAUUCCGAGGCUGGGCCAUACAAUUCCACUCUGUUGGAGAAAAGAUCCUCCAGGAGCACAGAUGCUCAGUGGGACGGUGCUUCACCUCUGGCUCCCUCCUCGUCCCCAAGCCAUUAAGCAUGUCGCUUUGUGGUGGCCCAGCCUCACUGCCUCGUCAGGACAGGCACUCAUACUCCAUGGGUGGAGGGGACGCGGCAGGAGUCGGGCAUCGUCUGGGCUGCAACCAAAGAUGGUCACAGGCAUUGUUUGUAUCUUCAGUAAAAUCAGGUGCAAAGGCCCUAACUUUCUGAUGACAUUUAAAUGUUCAGUUACACAUUCACGGUCAGAAGUCCUUCCCACCGGGUCUCAGGCACUUUCGUUCAUCAUCCAGGUGACGCACCAGGGAAAACAUCUCAACAGCGAUUUUAAACCAAGCCUUUGUUUCUGUUUUUAAGUUUUCAAAUUGUACAUGUCGAGUUUUAUAUUUCCAUGUAAACUCAGAAUAAUGGCCUUCUGGGGCCUGUGACCAAGUUUGUAACCAACCACGGAUCUGAAUAAAACCUGUUUUGGCUCCUGA
Molecule: messenger RNA, 3801 nt
Organism: Leptonychotes weddellii (Weddell seal)
Lineage: Eukaryota; Metazoa; Chordata; Mammalia; Carnivora; Phocidae
Gene: SMPD4
Product: sphingomyelin phosphodiesterase 4
Biological process (GO): ceramide biosynthetic process; sphingomyelin catabolic process; glycerophospholipid catabolic process
Molecular function (GO): sphingomyelin phosphodiesterase D activity
Source: RefSeq, a predicted model, not a curated record